GACCAUACCAUAUGAUAUCAGAUGUGAAAUGCGAAGAGUUUUGCAAACGAUUCCGACAAUUUUUUGCAUCUUUCUUCAUUUGAAACUUUCGCUCUGCCGUGUUUGGAGUGUGUUGUGUGCACAAUAGAGAAAGGACAGCUUUUCCCCUGUUGUAGAGAACUUUUUGACAGAACAGGAGAACAAUGUCUUUUGGUGGGGGUGGUCUUUGCUUUUUGAUUCGGGUGCCGACAGUGGAACAUGAAAAAGAUAUUUUUGAUCCAAGACUGAGAUCCACGCCGGCUUCCACUCCUGAUACACCGACCAGUAAAGUUCCUUCCAUACAAAUUAGCACUGAUUCAGGGAAAACAGAUGACUCUACAGAAGUCAAGACUCGAAUACCUGAACCUCUUGAACAGGUCCUAAGAAAGUCGUUAGAAGAAUUGAGAGUAUAUGAUGCCCUCUGGGUUCUAGACAAGGAUGAAAGAUUUUAUCAGGUGUCAUUCACUUGCAACCCUGGACUUCCGUGUGAUCUCAUUUUGACCGCCUUGGCGACAAGUGGAAUAGGAAUGUGCAAAGGAUCUUCGCUAGUUGUGUUGCCUUGCACCGUAUGGCUCCAGGAAGAAGACGACUCAACUCAAAGUUCACGUGAUCAAGAUCAGAAGUUGCAAUUCAUUUGCGAUGAAGAGAAAAAGAGUGAAAGCGAUUCCUCGACACUUUCCAAAACAAAAACAGAAGUGAAGAAGGCCUUUAAAAAUUUUAAAGAUAUGCAGAAGAAAUUUCUAAAAACAGUCACUGCUAGACUUACAGUUGCUCAGGUAGUUGACGGUGUCAGAGCUGGAGCGGAACCUACAUUCGACUUCAUCAUGUUUGUUCUUAUAGCCAGCAUGAUCGCUGCCCUAGGCCUCUUAGAGAAUAGUUCUGUCAUCAUCGUCGCUUCCAUGCUCAUCUCACCCAUCAUGGGCCCCAUCAUGGCUGGUACAUUUGGAGCCGUCAUUCGAGACCGAUCAUUAAGAAAUCUUGGCAUAAAAACAGAAAUACUUGGUCUCUUUCUUUGUAUGGUUAUAGGAUUCACGCUUGGUUUAUUAAGUGAAGCGUUAAAUUCCAUCUGGGGUAGUAAAGAUUGGCCAAAUUCAGAAAUGAUCAGCAGGGGUCAAGAACGCAGCUUGUGGGUAGGUGUGCUGAUUGCCCUCCCUUCUGGAGCUGGAGUGGCCCUCUCCAUUCUCGGUGGAAAUGCAGGUUGUUUAGUGGGAGUGGCUAUUUCUGCUUCUCUCUUACCACCAGCAGUCAAUGCAGGUCUCCUAUGGGGAAUGGCGACAGUUCGAGCUCUGAGAGCACAAGACGAGCAAUUCGAAUACGUGCGGGUGGAUGGGACGUUGCGCCUUUACAAGCCUUCCCUAACGCCACCUGUUAAUUACGAGAUUAAUUAUUUCUCAGAAAUGGACCGCGAAUGCGCUGUCUUGGGGCUUGUAUCUUUAUCUUUGGCUUUAGUCAAUAUUGUCUGCAUCUUCCUCUCUGCGAUGGUCGUCUUAAAGAUUAAAGAAGUAGCACCAAGAACGAGCGUUGCAAAAACAUCCAGAUUUUGGAAAGAAGACAUCAAAAUUGCAAGAGAUUACAAUUCUACAAUGCCAGCUGCUGAGGCCGACGAAUUAGGGAAACAGUUUCUGGCUGAGUGGGCUACUUUGAAUGGUCUUGAACCAGAUGCGCUCCUCGGUGACGAUGCUGAAGCUGCUCUGACGCGAAUGGAGACUCUCAAAGACAUUAUGCAGGAUGUAGAAACCGACGAAGUGUUCCAAACUAUUGCCAGAAGUGUCAGCAGUGUUAACCCUCCUCGGGUAUCAGCAGCAAAUCUAUUUCCAAUUAGCCAAAGACUGAGUGUGAUGUCUGUUCCACCAAACUUGGCACCACAUAGACCAUCUGUCGUCGAACAUGAAAAAGAUGGAAGGGAUCGCUCCAAAUCUCUUAUGCCACCUGAGAAUGGUCACACUGACAUUGCUCUCGAUCCUGAAUUCAAGGACAUUGAAUUAAGACGUCCUCAGGUCAAGGUCAGUCCACGUUUAGCAAAGAGGCCACCCGCUUCAAGAAGCAGCCUCGCCGUUUUAAGACAAUCUUUGAUAAAUGCAGAUAGCCCUUACACCCUUUGGCCCUCUGAAGCUGCCAGCAAAAAUCGAUUUCUUGUCACCCCUGUUCCGGAAGAAUCUCUAAUGACAGUCCCCACUACACCUGUUCGCAGGAGAAUCAGCAGAUUCCUGCAAGAUCCUUGCGUUAUCAUGAAGGAAACUACGUGUUGACAAUGAAUGUGUGAGGACAGACUUAAUUUGCUGAAACAUUCAAUCAAUGUCUUGAUAAGAGAUUGCAGCAUGAUAUUUUCUACUUUAAGGUCAUACUUCUUAAUAGUAUGAGAUGUCAUCAUGGAUAGAAAAAUAAUGGAGUUAGGCAUGAUGUAAUUGUUUGUUUCAUGAUCUUAAUUAAUCAUUCAUAAUCUUUAAUUGGAUGAACUAUCAUGUUGAAAAGAGAGAAGAAUGGAUUUCUGUGUGAAGAAUGUUUUAGAUUCGCUUUAAUAUCAUCACAUUUUUUUUAGAAAAUAUAAAUAAUUCUUGCAAAUCGUGUGUUUUUAAUGAAUAUUGGAAAAAUGCCUCUAUAGAAUUUCAGAUUCUCAGAGAUUUAUUUUAUGUCUAUGAUUUAUUUUCCGAGAGAAUAUAUUCUUGUAAGUAUAAAAAAAAUUUAAAUGAAUAAGCAACAAACUCAUUAAUUAGUCCAUGAUUAUUUUACUCUUUACUACUUAGGAUAUUCAAAAAGGAUUGCUUGUUAAAUUACUAAGACUCAAAAUAUAAUUUUUUCUCUACAAUAUAAAUUGUACGAGGAGGUAUCCAAAAGUUUCAAGAUUAGUUCUGUUGUCAAAGCACUGUUUAAUUUAUCUGAGUGGAUAUAUUUACGCCUUCAUAGUAAUCUCCGUAUACAACAUCAUAGUGCUCCAAAAUUGUUUGAGGAAGGCAUCAAAAAGUUUCAAGACUAAUUGUGUUGUCAACUAUUAUAAUAUCUGCAAAGAUAUUUUGUCACCUUCAAAGUAAUCCCCGUGCACAGCAACAUAGUGUUCCCUGCGUUCUUGCCACACUUUUUGAUGUAAUGAAUGUUCAUCAUUCGAGGAAGGAAAAACAUUUUUGCACCCUUGUGAUGGAUCCCUCGUUGUCUUCCAAUGAUGUUGUUCUACUCUAGAAGCAUGCUUGUAACUCAAAACACAUUAAGUGACUUAUGAUGACAUCACUGCAAAACUAUUUCACCAUAUAUAAUAUCUCUAUGACAUAUUUAGUAUGAUUCGGAAAUUUUUUUUAUACUGUGUUUAUGUUGGGAUUGCAGAAAUGGUAAAGCACGUAGUUGCAAAAGCAUGAGUUGCUUAUUUACCGAUGCACAUCGUACAAGUCUCGUGACUCUGAAUGUUGAAGUUUCCCGAGAUUGUGUGUAUGCUUUCUGAUAUUUGUUGACUGUUUACAAGCAUUAGUCCUGAAAUUGAUACCACACGGUAUUUUGAUACCAUAUAACAAUUUAUAUAAUAAAGAUUGAUUGAGGCAGAUACAAAUACGAAAUCGACGAAAAGCGGCAAAAUAAAAAAAAGAUCAUUCUGAAGAAUUCCUAAAUUCCCAUCAAAUGAUAAGUGGCUAGCAAAUAUAAAUAUUGUUCUUUCGUACGGUAUGCCUUUCAUAAUAAAUAUUGUAAUAAAUGUUUUGUUUGAA
Messenger RNA from Argiope bruennichi, 3707 nucleotides. RefSeq lists its product as uncharacterized. The coding region runs from base 183 to 2267 and encodes 694 amino acids. NCBI's taxonomy places the organism in Eukaryota, Metazoa, Arthropoda, Arachnida, Araneae, Araneidae. The record is from RefSeq and is a predicted model, not a curated record. The transcript is spliced from 20 exons.